Euleptes europaea (tarantolino) is the source of this 1346-nucleotide messenger RNA. RefSeq names its product vascular endothelial growth factor A (gene VEGFA). Lineage: Eukaryota; Metazoa; Chordata; Lepidosauria; Squamata; Sphaerodactylidae. The transcript has 8 exons. Gene Ontology annotation, cellular component: membrane. Gene Ontology annotation, biological process: response to hypoxia; vascular endothelial growth factor receptor signaling pathway; positive regulation of endothelial cell proliferation. The coding region runs from base 31 to 681 and encodes 216 amino acids. Gene Ontology annotation, molecular function: chemoattractant activity; vascular endothelial growth factor receptor 1 binding; growth factor activity. The record is from RefSeq and is a predicted model, not a curated record.
GGAAGCCUCCUUUGCCUUUCUCCAGGAAUCAUGAACUUUCUGCUCGCUUGGCUCCACUGGGGGUUGGCGGCGCUGCUUUAUUGCCACAACGCCAAGCUAUCGCAGGCAGCUCCUACCGAGGGGGAUGGGGAGAGGCAUCACAGUGAAGUUAUCCAAUUUGAGGAAGUCUACAGUCGCAGUUACUGCAGGUCAAUUGAGACCAUGGUGGAUAUUUUCCAGGAAUACCCCGACGAGGUGGAGUACAUCUUCAAGCCAUCCUGUGUGCCCCUGAUGAGAUGUGCGGGGUGCUGCAAUGAUGAAGCGCUGGAGUGUGUACCCUUAGAGGUGCAUAAUGUCACCAUGGAGGUUAUGAGACUUAAACCCUUUCAGAGUCAGCACAUAAACCUGAUGAGCUUCCAACACCACAGUAAAUGUGGCUGCAGACCAAAGAAAGAAACAAGAAAAAAACAAGAAAGAAAAUCAAAGCGAGGAAGGGGGAAGGGUCAAAAGAGAAAGCGCAAGAGAGGCCGGUAUAAACCACAAAACUUUCACUGUGAGCCUUGCUCAGAAAGGAGAAAGCACUUGUUUGUACAAGAUCCCCAGACCUGUAAAUGUUCCUGCAAAUUCACAGACUCACGUUGCAAGUCGAGGCAGCUUGAGUUAAACGAACGCACUUGCAGAUGUGAAAAACCAAGACGGUGAGCAGCAGAGAAGAAAGGGGCAGGGGAGGGUGGACAGCCUUGGUUCUGGAGCCUGAAUUCUCACCUGGUCAAAAACACUAUCCAAAUGGACACUAAAAUGAAGGAUCAGUAGAGCACAGCACUUUUGAGUACAGACGAUGGACUCAGGAAGGAACAUUCCCUGAAGACCCGCACAGGAUUCACCUUUUGGUUUCGAACUACUUUGUUAUACAAACUUUCCUUCUCAUGCUGCUAAAUAAUAGAGCCAGGGAGACUAGAAGGGUAUAUGUUUUGGGACACCCAUAUUUACAUGAAUAAUAUAUAUGUGUGUGUGUAUAUAUAGAUAUACAUAUAUAUUCUGACUCUUUUAAAUCCUUGCUAACAUUAUUGAUGUCUUCACUGGAUAUACUCAACUGCUGUGGACACGAGUGGGCUACCUGGGGCGUAAGAGCGACUAGGACUGGACUUCAGCCAGAGCGCUGCCUGUCUUCGUCAUCCCUUGCUGAUUUUUCUAGAACAUACUGCUCCACCAGUGUCAUUCCCUUUAGUUCUGUAAGGGGAGACAUUUGUACCAGAGAGGAGGAAGCAGGGGAUUCCAGAGAUGGCACCUUGGAAUGUUAUGGGUCAAAGGUCAAGGAAGUGACUCAAGAAGCUGGGACCGAGGACUCCGCCGGCUCCCAUCCCCCU